Molecule: messenger RNA, 1353 nt
Organism: Anoplophora glabripennis (Asian longhorned beetle)
Lineage: Eukaryota; Metazoa; Arthropoda; Insecta; Coleoptera; Cerambycidae
Product: slowpoke-binding protein-like
Exons: 5
Coding region: 1-894 (297 amino acids)
Source: RefSeq, a predicted model, not a curated record
AUGGCUGACAGGUUCAUAGUCCAGGACAACAUACUAGGAGCUGAAAGACUGUUAACAUUAGUACCCCUACCCUCCACCUGCCCCAUCGGCCCGUCCCAAGCGACAAGGGACACGCUGCUGGUGCUGUUCAGGGGGUUGCAGCACCCCUACAUCCACCCCGUGCUCGAUAUUGAAUUCUGGGAUGCCGGGGCGGCCAUUAUUAGUCCGUUAAAUCCUUCAGGGAGUUUGAAGGACUUAAUUUACGGGGUGCUCUGGCACGACGAAUAUGACAAGAAGUAUGUGUCCAAGGGCGAAGGAUUGCCUUUGAGGACGGUACAGUGCCUAGGACGACAAAUACUUGAAGGCCUUCUAUUUUUGCGAAACCGAUAUUUUCCCCCAAUAUAUCAUCUUCAUGCAGGCAAUGUGAUAAUUCAAAAUGGCGUAGCGCGACUGGCUGGCUUAGAAAACCCCCUACUAGGACUCCUUCCCAAGGCCCCGUCAGCGCCAGAAACCCUCUCCUUCGGUUAUCUCCUCUUCGAGAUGACGUCCGGUUACGAACUCCCAGGACCUCCGACUCCCGCCCAUCUCCAAUUGGAAUUAGAGAGAGCUCCUAAAGUGGCCGACGCUUUGGAACUGAUCUUUCAGAGCUCCAGGACUCCUACCCUGGAGGAGCUUGUCAGGUGCGAGCUCUUCAGAGGGGUUGAACUGAGGGAAUUAAGGGGCGCCAGCGUGGUGAAAAGUGUUUCGCCUCCCAGUGUCUUGGAAUUGUUGGAUCUGGUGAAGACUCCCGUCCCCCUGUCGCCGCUGCGAAGAAAAGAUGUAGUGGUGAUCAUAGAAGACAGGCGAUUAGAAGAUAUUAUAGAAGAAGACAACGAAGACAGUGAUUGUUGCACAGCCAAUGAAAGUGAUCGGUAGUAGCUUCAAUAGGUUUAGUUUUUGGUUUCAAAACGUUUAUUCUACAGAUUGCAUUUAAAAAAAGAGCUAAAUGAUUGUGGGAAUAAUGGAAAUCAAAAUACAGGGUAAAUUAGAAAAAAAAUAGGUACUGAUUUAUUAGUUAGGAUUGAAACUGUAUUCAUAGCAACUAAAGUUAACUUUUUUUUAUUAAUUUACAUUGUCUACAUAUAACAAAUUUUUAUUAUACAUAUCUUUUUGGAAGCAAAAGCAUUUUUCAUUUGAACUCAUACUCUUGAUGUUCUCUAAGUCAACCUAAUAAGCUUCCGGAGGUUUUUCCUGAAGCAUUUUUUGCCUAAACUAAAUCCAUCGAAAGACACUUUGUACCUAUACAAAUACCUUGAAAUUCAGAUUAUAGGUGGAUUUAUUUUUUUUGUACAAAAAUGCAACAAUUGCAUUAAAUUAAAGUUAGAACAGUAUUUU